GAGACGGUGAUCCGGGAUACGCAGCGAUUGUCGUCAACCGCUCCCGGUAGACGACGUAGAAGUGUGUUUGAGAUCCAGUCUCCGCAUUGGGCAGAACGCGGCAAAACUAGGAGCUGCCGUCACGAUGGGAAACGUCCAACUGCCUUCCAGCGGCCGGAGAACUCUCCAGGCGGUGACCAUGGUGCUGAUGGCCCUGGAGUUCCUCCUCGCCAACGCUCUUCUGGAGGAUGAAAUGGCGGCCCUCUCAUCUUCCGGGUCCACGUGGAAGGAACCCGAGAAACGAAACACAUGGUGGUCCAAGCGCGCCAAUACGAAGGAAGCCGGUAAGAGGACCAAUGAGCCCAGCUUCGAAGUGGAUCUACCGCUCUGCGCUCUUGUGGUUUCUGCAGCUGGUUGCUACGUGGAAACCUGCGUUCCCCUGGUGUUCGAGUGCGGCCGAACCUCGGACAACAAGUCCGGCUACGCGAAGUGCCGCAACGUUCACAGUGCCUGUCUCGCCCAAUGCGUCCGGAACCUCAACAGAGUCGGCGCGAAUCUCCAGAAGUGACUGGCCACCUGAAUCUUGAAAAGAGUUAAAAGAACGGGCAACGGCAAGCCGUUCAAGCAGGUGGCCACUCCUUGCUUGUCUGAAUGGACACCGAUCGUCACACGACGUGCGACCACUCCCGUCCUUUCUUUGGUUAUUUCGUCCGGCAAGAGAACGGCAGCAUUGUCGUCAACCCUGAAACAAAGAUUCCAAGCUUGUCUUUGAGAACGUUUCUGUCUUUAGUUUUUCUCUACACCACCAGCAGUUUAUUUUCUCGAUGCGUGCUAUGAUCUCCUUGGCUUUGAAAAGCAGCCGGUCCCCGUUGACCAGCGAAAAAAAAAAAAAAAAAGGAACUGCCACGAAA
Dermacentor silvarum is the source of this 890-nucleotide messenger RNA. RefSeq lists its product as uncharacterized. NCBI's taxonomy places the organism in Eukaryota, Metazoa, Arthropoda, Arachnida, Ixodida, Ixodidae. Bases 125 to 547 code for a protein of 140 amino acids. The record is from RefSeq and is a predicted model, not a curated record. The transcript has 6 exons.